AUGAGUGCGGCGGAGGGCGGCCAAGUUGUGGCGAGUUACAUUGCACUCCCCAAAGCCCCGCGGUCCGACUGGAAGGCAUCGGACUUUGAAAUGCUUCACAAAUUGGGGGGCGGCAACUACGGGGAUGUUUACUUGGCUUCCGUGCGGGACUGUAACUUUGUGUGCGCCAUCAAAAAACUUUCCAUCAAGAAACUGGCGGAAUUUGACAUUGUCGCGCAGCUCCGCCGGGAGAUCGAGAUUGCGUUUCACACCCGUCACAGGUAUCUGCUGCGUACGUAUGGGUACUUCUUCGACGACACAGACAUUUACCUCAUUCUAGAGCCCUGCAGCAAUGGGAUGCUGUACACAGAACUGAACCGGGUGAAGUGUUUUCCUCCUCCAACCGCAGCUCGCUACGUUGCACAGUUAGCCGAGGCGCUUCUUUACCUCCACCAGCAUCACAUUCUUCACCGCGACAUUAAGCCGGAAAAUAUUCUGCUCGAUCACAAUCAAAACAUUAAGUUGGCAGACUUUGGGUGGUCUGUGCACGACCCUCACAACCGCCGGAAGACGUCCUGCGGCACACCGGAGUAUUUCCCGCCGGAGAUUGUUGGGCGCCAGCCGUAUGACACGAGCGCAGACUUGUGGUGCCUCGGCAUCUUCUGCUACGAACUACUUGUGGGGAAGACGCCGUUUGUAAGCAAGGACACAGAGAACAUUUGUAAGAAGAUUCACGCAAUGCAGUACACCAUCCCCGACACAGUGCCACCGGAGGCGAAGGAAUUGAUUUCAAGUCUCUUGUUGCGUGACGGGGGUAAACGUCUUGCGUUGCACCGCGUGGUCAAUCACCCCUUUCUGCUUAAGUAUUACUAUCUUCCAAACGGCAUCCAGCCACCAAGAGGGAAGCGCAUGCGAGGUGCCGCGGACUUCUCGGGCGGAAAGGAGAACUAA
Molecule: messenger RNA, 930 nt
Organism: Trypanosoma cruzi
Lineage: Eukaryota; Euglenozoa; Kinetoplastea; Trypanosomatida; Trypanosomatidae
Product: protein kinase, putative
Exons: 1
Coding region: 1-930 (309 amino acids)
Biological process (GO): mitotic spindle organization; protein phosphorylation; regulation of cytokinesis
Cellular component (GO): spindle microtubule; spindle pole centrosome; chromosome passenger complex
Molecular function (GO): ATP binding; protein kinase activity
Source: RefSeq, a predicted model, not a curated record